Messenger RNA from Chinchilla lanigera (long-tailed chinchilla), 988 nucleotides. RefSeq names its product occludin/ELL domain containing 1 (gene Ocel1). NCBI's taxonomy places the organism in Eukaryota, Metazoa, Chordata, Mammalia, Rodentia, Chinchillidae. The coding region runs from base 98 to 808 and encodes 236 amino acids. The record is from RefSeq and is a predicted model, not a curated record. Gene Ontology annotation, biological process: bicellular tight junction assembly. Gene Ontology annotation, cellular component: apical plasma membrane; cytoplasmic vesicle; bicellular tight junction. The transcript has 6 exons.
CCGAGCGCUGUUAAUACACAACCGGGACUUAGGUGCCUUUCCGGCCAGGGACCCAGACUCGAAUCCCCGGACGCUGGGACAGGCGCGCCCUCCCCCGAUGUCCACAGGCUGCCCGCAGGCCACGCCCGCCACGCGCGGGCCGCGACGCUCCCCGCAGGGCCCGCCCGCCAGCCCGGGACCCCGUGAUCGGCGUCCCCCCAAGGCCGAUGCCCACCUGCGAGCGACCCCAGGCCCGUGGCUUUCAGGGGAGCCCGCCUGGCCCCGGACCCCCGGCCAUACAGUCGGCGCCCGCCGCCCCCCAUGCCAGCGCCCGCCUGCACCCCACCAGGCUCGGCCCCGGAAGAUCACAUUUGAGGAUGAGCUGACCUCGCGGGCACUCCUGGGUGCCAGGAAACCUGCUGCAGCUGGGCCGGGUGUGCAGAUGCCCAGGCCCCACCCAGUGCCCGACUACGAGCUUAAGUAUCCACCGCUGAGGAGCGAAAGAGCGCGGAGCUGCUAUGUCGCCGUGUUCCAGGACCAGCAUGCAGAGCUCCAGAAGCUCCAGCAUGAGGUGGUCGCCACCCAAGCCAAACUGCAGCAGCUGGAGACGCGGCUGCGCGCGCUGCCUCGGCCUCGAAGCCAGGAGGAGGCCCGCGCCACUGCCCGCGUCUGGCAGGAGCUGGAGAAGAAGCGCAGGGUGAGGCGGGGUCUGCAGCCUGACACCGCCGUCGCGCGGGACUCUUGUGCCCAGGGUAAACUGAGGCAUCUCAAGACCCAGAUCCAGAAAUUCGAUGACCAAACAGACAGCGAGGGCUCAGCAUACUUCUGAGUGUCCCGGAUGCAACCCUGGCGCUCUCUGGUGGCCACGUGACCCCCGGGACUGUGUCUCCGCCCCAGUGGGAUGAGCAUGCAGCAGAGUGCAGCUGCUGAACACUCCAGCCUUCACCCAGUUGUCAGCAGAAAUCUCUUCAUUUGCCAGGGGAAGGAAAAAUAAAGAGAUCCCAAGAAA